Cheilinus undulatus (humphead wrasse) is the source of this 2079-nucleotide messenger RNA. RefSeq names its product high affinity choline transporter 1-like. The coding region runs from base 1 to 2070 and encodes 689 amino acids. Gene Ontology annotation, biological process: choline transport; transmembrane transport; acetylcholine biosynthetic process. Gene Ontology annotation, cellular component: plasma membrane. The transcript is spliced from 11 exons. Gene Ontology annotation, molecular function: choline:sodium symporter activity. Lineage: Eukaryota; Metazoa; Chordata; Actinopteri; Labriformes; Labridae. The record is from RefSeq and is a predicted model, not a curated record.
AUGACGCUGUAUGAGCCUGGGGACAUUGAGUCCGAGUGGGCCAUGUUCCGUACCUCUAUUGUCAAGGCGACUGAGGCAGCUGACAGGUACCGGCAGGCCAAGCGGUUUGCGGCUUCAAGAAGAUUCUGGACCACCAUCCGGCGUCUCAGGAGGGGGAAGCAGUACGCUGUCAACACCUUGUACGGUGGAGAUGGCGCGCUAUUGACCUCAACUCAGGACGUUGUGGGUCAGUGGAAGGAAUACUUCGAAGACCUCCUCAAUCCUAUCGACACACCUUCCGAUGGGGAAGCAGAGCCUGGGGACUCAGGUGUGGGCUCUUCUAUCUCUGGGACUGAGGUCGCCGAGGUGGUCAGAAAGCUCCUCGGGACAGUGUCCCUGGACUGGCAGACUGGGGUGGUGGUCCCCCUCUUUAAGAAGGGGGACCGGAGGGUGUGUUCCAAUUAUAGGGGGAUCACAUUUCUCAGCCUCCCCGUGGACCCGCUCUACACUCUCGGCAGGGUCCUAGAGGGUGCGUGGGAGUUAGCCCAACCAGUCUACAUGUGUUUUGUAGACCUGGAGAAGGCAUUCGACCGUGUCCCACGGGGAAUCCUGUGGAGGGUGCUCCAGGAAUAUGGGGUACCGGACCCCCUGAUAAGGGCAGUUCAGUCCCUUUACGACCGGUGUCAGAGCUUGGGCCACAUUGCUGGAACUGGCCUGGUAUUUGCCAAGCCAUUGAGAGAAAGAGGCUGUACAACAAUGUUGGACCCUUUCAACAUGAAGUAUGGAAAAGUACUAACAGCUGGACUGAGCCUGGUUUCACUUUUUGUUGAUCUGAUGUGGGUACCCGCAACACUCAUUGGUUUAGGAGCAAUCAUGAAUGUGGUCUUGGAUUUACCUUUUGCUGUUUGCAUCUGGAUUUCUGCUGCUGUCGCCAUCAUCUACACACUGCUGGGAGGUCUCUACUCUGUGGCCUACACAGAUGUUAUACAACUUUUCCUCAUUUUCAUUGGUUUGUGGGUUUGUGUUCCCUUUGUUUUGAUGAGCCCGUACACCUUGGACAUCAGCCAGACGUUGAUGAACAACACCUUACACGCUCCCUGGAUCGGAACGCCAGAACCGAAAAACGCCUGGAGGAUUGUUGACGAUUUCUUAUUCUUUGCACUGGGGGGUCUGGCAUACCAGUGCUUGCACCAGAGGACCUUGUCAGCCUCUUCCACAUCCACAGCCAAGAUCACAUGUCUUGUUGCUGGCUUCAUCUUUCUUUUAUUUGGGAUACCUCCCAUACUGCUUGGGGCAGCAGCUGCAUCCACAGACUGGAACUUGACCACCUACGGUUCUCCAUCUCCAUUUGAACGUGGAGAAGCAGCUUUAGCUCUUCCCAUUGCACUGCAGCACCUCACUCCAUCCUUCAUCUCCAUCAUCGGUAUUGGAUGUGUGGCAGCAGCUGUGAUGUCAUCGGCUGACUCUGCUUUGCUUUCUGCAGCUUCUGUCUUCAGUGUCAACGUAUACAAGAGCAUCCUGAGGCCUCAGGCAUCAGACAGAGAGAUUCAGUGGGUGAUCCGUGCUGCUGUGGUGGUAGUGGGUGUGGUUGGUACGUCACUCACCACCCUGAAAAACAGCAUCAUUCUGUUCAUGUUCAUUAGUGGUGAAGGAGCCUACAUUGUUACCUUCCCUCAACUCGUCUGUGUCCUCUUCUUCAACAUCUCCAAUGGUUAUGGGGCUGUUUUGGGUUUCCUUGUGGGGAUUUCUUUAAGGAUACUCAGUGGGGACCCAACACUAGGACUAGCACCAGUCAUACACUUCCCAGGAUGCACUCUUGAAGACGGUGUUUAUGUCCAGUAUGCUCCAGUUAGGACCAUCUCCAUGUUGUCUGCUUUAGCCGCCAUCUUGAUUUUCUCCUACCUGGCUUCAGUGCUCUUCAACAAAGGCCUGCUUCCUGAGAGGUGGGAUGUCUUCAAAGUAAAAAGACAACAGACACCACAACCAAUGACAGCAAUAGGUGACACCACAGAACCAAAUGAGAAUGAGAAAUUGAGGACAACACAUUGUCAAGCUGAGGCAUCAGAGCCAAUGAUGACCAGUAACUUUUAGUGAAUGUGU